AUGAAGUACCACAAAUUGCAAAGGUCUGCAAUUAAAAUUUUGGGACUCACUUGUUCGUCAUCCGCAUGUGAACGAAAUUGGAGCACGUUCAAUCAAGUGCACACAAAAAAGAGGAAUCGGUUAACCACGAAGAAUAUGAAUGACUUGGUAUAUAUUUUGUAUAACAAGAAGUUGAAAGAUCGACAUUUAAAGCUUCAAGAGGUUACAGAAGAUCCUUUGGUUCUUGAUGACAUAGCUUUGGAUGAUGAGUGGGUUGCUAAUCCUCCUAAUCCAAAUGAUAUUGGAGAUGAAAUUGAAACUUCGAUAUUGGAUCAAGAAGAGCAUAAUGUUAUUGGUGCUUCUCAAGGAUUGAAAGGAGGAAGUGGUGGUGGAGCAAGUGGUGGUGGAAAUGGAGGAGCGAGUGGUGGAAGUGGUGGAGAUGGUGGAGGUGGUGGAGCAAGCAGUGCUGGAGUUAGUAGAGCAAGAGCAAGUGGUGGAGCAAGCAAAAGGAAAAUGAGGAAGGAUAAAGAAAUAAGACCAAUGAAAAAGAGUAAAGAAGAGGAGGAAUUCCAAGAUGCUAGUAGUGAUGAUUUGGAUGAGUUGGAUGGUCUACCUAUUCGAUUUGAGGAUGACUCUUUAGAUGAUGAAGCAAGUGAUGAAGAUGAUAUCAUGGAUGACGAUGACUAUUAA
Messenger RNA from Tripterygium wilfordii, 669 nucleotides. Its product is annotated as heavy metal-associated isoprenylated plant protein 32-like. Bases 1 to 669 code for a protein of 222 amino acids. The transcript is spliced from 3 exons. The record is from RefSeq and is a predicted model, not a curated record. Gene Ontology annotation, molecular function: protein dimerization activity. NCBI's taxonomy places the organism in Eukaryota, Viridiplantae, Streptophyta, Magnoliopsida, Celastrales, Celastraceae.